Molecule: messenger RNA, 991 nt
Organism: Lactuca sativa (garden lettuce)
Lineage: Eukaryota; Viridiplantae; Streptophyta; Magnoliopsida; Asterales; Asteraceae
Biological process (GO): positive regulation of DNA-templated transcription
Cellular component (GO): nucleus
Molecular function (GO): sequence-specific DNA binding; DNA-binding transcription factor activity, RNA polymerase II-specific
Source: RefSeq, a predicted model, not a curated record
UUGUAACAACUAUAAGUCUAUAACCAACUAAGGUUUACACACGUAUUGCGACAGUGACACUACAGAAAAUAGAACUUGGCACAAAUAUAACAUGUACGUGUAGACUGUAGAGGUACAAGGUACAAGUCAUCAAUGCAGUGAGAAUAGAUGGAGAAGAAAGAGAAAGAAACAAAGAUGGUAAGAUCCAUGUCAAUUCCAACGCGUACACCUGUCCUUCCUUCGAAAUCCCAUAUAAAAGAAGGGACUAUAUAUAAUAAAUACUCACUACUCCUUUACACCAUAACACUCCCAGCUAAGCUAAAGAGUCGUUAAAGAGAGAGUCAAAAGAGUCGAAAGAAAGAAUGUCAGAAGGCAGGAAGAGCAAAAUCGAAAGUCGGAAAAGAUUUACAGAUAAACAAAUAAGCUUCUUGGAGUACAUGUUCGAGACAGAGUCACGACCGGAGUUAAGGAUGAAACACCAGUUAGCUAACAAACUCGGGUUACAUCCUCGACAGGUGGCGAUAUGGUUCCAGAACAAAAGAGCGCGAUCAAAAUCAAGGCAGAUUGAGCAAGAGUACAACACCUUGAAGCUCAAUUAUGAGUCGCUUGCUUCUAAGUCUGAAUCUCUCAAGAAAGAGAAUCAGGCACUGCUUAAUCAGUUGGAGAUGCUGAGAAAUGCAGCGGAGAGGAAUGGAAACAGCAGCAGUGGCAGUGAAGAAUCUGAAGAUAGGAUAAACAACGAACGAACGGAAAACCAUGAAAAACAAGAAAUUAGGGUUCCAUUUUUGUACCUUGGAGAAGAAAGCAAAAUCGCAGAUAUUGAAGGAUGGGAAGAGAGCUUGGGGAUGGAUCUUCAGAGGUGGUUGGAAUUCUAAAGAGAUGAGAUAGAUGAUAGGACUAGAGUGUCGCUUUUGUUUCUGGAGUAAACAACAUAGAAGUUGGCAUACAGUUGUAUAUAAAGAAAAAAAAAACCAGAUAAAUGAAAGCAUCAACGUUGAUGUUUACCUGUUUA